CUAACACCUGUCUUCUCCCAGAGUGCACACCAUGUACAUGGCACUGAGAGGGAACCACUGAUCGCAUGCACAAGGAAUGUGGAGCAUUGCAGCACCUUUCUGAACACUUGUCAUCUUAAAUUAAAAGAAACAACAACAGCAACAACAAAAAGCCACUCAAAUGGAUGUAGUAGUGUUGAAACAAAACCAACCUACCUGUCGAAGUUGUGUCUGAUUGUGUUUUUAGCCUGGAAUGCUUACAUUUUUCUGGCUGUUUGAACUACAUUCUCCAUAAUAAUAGCCUCCAUAAUAAGAGGUCAACUAUAAAAUGUAUUUCUAGUUUAGUUUAAUGAGCCAUAUGUAGGCACACAUGAAUUACUGUGUUUGUCAUGUUGGACCAUUUUAAAUACAUAGUGAAACUCAUCUAAUUUUACCAGCUACAGUGAAGGCUUUACCAUUAGUGCUAGAAGAUGCUACAAACUGCAUUCUAAGUUGUGUGAUAUUAGAUGGAGUGCUGUCAGUUUACUUGGGCGGGCUGAGUUUAGCUGAGAGGCGAGUCAAUCGACCCACUGGUCAGAAGAAAGGGCUCAGGCUUCACUAUGGCCAUCAUGGUAGAGCUCUUAUCUGCUCACAUUUCAAGUCCAUGCGGCCUGCCACCGUCUUGCCUCCGGCUGAACUUCCAGCAUGUCUCGCGUCUCCUCCACGGCUAAGCGCUACGCUGGCUCUUCCUAUACCAGCCACUAUAGCUCAUACGGCUCCUCCUUCACACCCACGCUCAGCUCCUACGACCGGGACAAGCUCCCCUACAAGGCAGCCACGUCGGGCUACUCCUCCUCCAGCUACCUGAGCUCAAGCGCCAGCCGCACCCGGAACUACAGUGCCUCAUCAGAGCCAGAACGGGGUCGUCCCGUCCCACGCACUGACCUGCUGGGUAGCCGGCGCAGUGAGAGCCUGAGCCGCACGCCUGUCAAGGGCUACAGCUCAGGCCUCAAUGGGGGCUCAGGCUACUCCAGCUACAGCUACACGCCGACGCCCACGAGCUACCUGUCCACAUCACCCACCUCCUCCGCCAACAUCUCACUCAGCCGCCGCAAAUCGGUGAGCCAGAGCGACCUGACGCGUGACCUGGCCUCACUCGGCCUGACCGAGACCUCCAGCAGCGGUGGCAGCAGUGGCCUGAAGCCCUCCUACAGGAGUCGGGCCAGCGAGAUGGCCGAGUCCUGCUACAGCACCACCGGCACGCGCUCAGCUUACGGGCUGUCACGCAGCUCCACGCAGGAGGCCCUGAGCAGCAACAGCCUGAGGGGCAGCAGCAGCGGAAGUCGCUUCCCAGCCUCCAGCGGCCGCUGCAGCUCGCCGCUCAGGGACUUGCCGAACUCCAAGAGUGCCCAAGGCCUGGUGGGACUGAAGAACCUGGGAAACACAUGCUUUAUGAAUUCCAUCCUCCAGUGUCUUAGCAACACGCAAAGCCUGCGAGACUACUGUCUACACAACUCCCACCGCCGAGACCUCAAGAACAACAAUCGCACAAACACUGCACUCAUGGAGGAAUUUGCCAAGCUCAUUCAAACCAUGUGGUCAUCGUCUGGCAGCGAAGCCAUCAGCCCAUCCGAGUUCAAAACACAGAUCCAGAGAUAUGCCCCAAGAUUUGUGGGCUAUAACCAACAGGAUGCCCAGGAGUUUCUGCGUUUCCUGCUGGAUGGCCUACACAACGAGGUGAACAGGGUUACUGUUCGGCCUCGGGCAACCACAGAGGACUUUGACCAUUUAGCAGAUGAGGAGAAAGGGAAAAAGAUGUGGAGCAAGUACCUAGAAAGGGAGGACAGCAAAAUCGUAGAUUUGUUUGUAGGGCAGCUGAAGAGCUCCUUGACUUGUACCGACUGUGGCUACUGUUCCACUGUGUUCGAUCCCUUCUGGGAUCUUUCCUUACCAAUCGCCAAGAAGGGGUACGGGGAGGUCAGUCUAAUGGACUGCAUGCGUCUCUUCACUAAAGAGGAUGUUCUGGAUGGAGAUGAGAAACCGACGUGUUACAGGUGUAAAGCCAGAAGAAGAUGUACAAAGAAGUUCACAAUUCAAAGGUUCCCCAAAAUCUUAGUGCUGCAUCUGAAACGCUUCUCAGAAGCUCGAGUCAGAUCCAGCAAGCUGUCCACUUUUGUCAGCUUCCCAUUGAAGGACCUGGACCUCAGGGAGUUUGCCUCGGACAGAAGUAGUAGUGCAGUCUAUAAUCUGUAUGCAGUGUCCAAUCACUCAGGCACAACAAUGGGAGGGCACUACACAGCGUACUGCUGCAACCCUGCCUCUGGAGAAUGGUACACGUAUAAUGACUCCAGAGUAACGCCAAUGUCCUCCAGCCAGGUGCGCAGCAGUGACGCGUAUGUGCUCUUCUACGAGCGAGUUGGCCUCUGAGGCUGCGUGGCUUGCAGGAGGCUCCUGACAGACGAGGAGCUUGUCGACCCUGCUGGACACCUGGGAGAACUACAACGUAACGUCCUCACCGGAACUCUGACGCCAGGUCCAGUUCAUUUCUAGCGGGGAGCACAAGGUGUGGUGACCGUGUGCGUCUCUGUGUGAGUGUGUACCCAAAGGGCAGCUCCUGGGGAGACACUGUCAGGCAAUAAAAUCCUCUUGGCUCCAUAUCAGAAGCUCCUUGCUAUGCACCGCAGCAGAACUCUGGCCCAACAGAGCCGCCUUCUUUAAGAUCGCCUCAGUAUAAAGACUUUUUUCCUUACCAUUUUUUUUCUUGUUUUUUUUUUUUAAAUGUAUCGCUGCACUUUGGGAGUUGAACUGGUAUAAGGCUCCCCCUGCUGGGGCAUUGAGAGAACAACCCCUUACCUGCGAUUCACACACUAGUUGACAUGCCUCUGUUCCACCCCUGCACUACUUACCUCUCCCAUGCUAAUGUUUAGUGGUUCUUUCACCUGUCAAUCUCUCCUGGCCAGUCUCCUCUGUGUCCUGCCCUCGGACCUCCCGAGAAGUGGGAGGGUCAGAGGGGUCUGUGGAAGGACCGAGUAGCUAUGGCAUGGAGGCGUUUGUGGGUGUUUUUUUUAAUAUAUAAUUCAGAGUGGCUGCUACUGAUAUCUGAUACUUUAAAUGCUGUGAAUGAGAGGACAGUUCACUUCAGAUGACUAUAAUUACCAAAAUAGUCCCAGAGAAGGCGGAUUGGUUUAUCCUCAAUUUCAUGCCAUUGAACAUCAGAAAAAUGUUUUGAAAAAACACUAUAUCUGUAUAUUUUUAUAUAUGAUGCAAUAUAGAGAAUGUAAUAUACAGUGGUGCUGAAAAUGACCCGUUACUGUUUUCAGUUUAACAGGAGAAAUUGAAUGGAUACUAUUUAUGCUUACAGGUGAAAAUAUGAUGAGUCACUUGUCAACAGUGGCAAUCAAAGUAUAUAUAAAAUAAUAAAUUUUAGACAAACUACCA
Electrophorus electricus (electric eel) is the source of this 3396-nucleotide messenger RNA. RefSeq names its product ubiquitin specific peptidase 2a (gene usp2a). Gene Ontology annotation, biological process: protein deubiquitination. Gene Ontology annotation, molecular function: cysteine-type deubiquitinase activity. The record is from RefSeq and is a predicted model, not a curated record. NCBI's taxonomy places the organism in Eukaryota, Metazoa, Chordata, Actinopteri, Gymnotiformes, Gymnotidae.